This is a messenger RNA of Phlebotomus argentipes, 2001 nucleotides long. Its product is annotated as type-1 angiotensin II receptor-associated protein-like. The transcript is spliced from 5 exons. Gene Ontology annotation, biological process: angiotensin-activated signaling pathway. The coding region runs from base 288 to 761 and encodes 157 amino acids. Lineage: Eukaryota; Metazoa; Arthropoda; Insecta; Diptera; Psychodidae. The record is from RefSeq and is a predicted model, not a curated record. Gene Ontology annotation, cellular component: plasma membrane.
CUUCUUCAAGUCUGCUGGUUAGUGUUAAAACUUGUGGAGUUUCAUUUAGAAACUUUCAAGCUGAUGUGACGGAUUUCAUUGGAGAAUUCCCCAAAAAUUGUCGAUUUGAAAAGUUCGCGGCGAGCGCGCAACAACAUUUCGGAGUGUCCCACAUUUUCGGACUGCCCAGCUGACAUUCGGCAGAGAUGUUUUGCGAUUGCGAGACGCAGUGAGAAAAUCACGGAGAUUUUCCUCCCCGAAUAACGCUUUCAACGCAGCGCUUGUAGUGCAAAGUAGUGGCUGAAAUCAUGGAUUUUCGUGCCAUCAUGUCCUCAUCAUUUGUCCGAGUGAAGCUCGUCACUUUUCUGCACCUGACACUCAUCUCGAAUGCCCUGCUGAGCAGCUGGACUCCACCCGCGUACCUCUUCUACAAUGUCUUCUUCAUGGUGAGCUUAUUCUGGGCGCUGCAAGUCAAAGAGUCCGUCGACGCUGUUUACAUGGCCACACUCAUUGACGCUGUUGCUUUCUUUCUGGAUCUCUUCUGCAUCAUUGGGUACUUCUCCGCCCACAAUUGGUGGUCAGUGACCUUUGCCAUCAUAAAUUUGGUCGCGAGGCCCUUCUCAACCCUCCUGCUUCAGCGUGAACUCACCGAGAGGGGUGGCAGCCUCAAUCCGGCCGCGAUUUUUCCAACCACUGAGCAGCGAAGUUAUGAAGAUAUCGAUCGUACGACCAAUCAGAGUGUCCCCACAAACCAACAACCCCCAACAACGGUCACAUUUUAAUGGUUUGGCAAUGGGAAAAGGCACCGUCACGCGGAGGUGAGCCACCCCAGUCUCAAAACAGCGCGCAAUUUGCCCGGGAAGGCCCUCAGCCGGCGAUAAGACUAGCCAGACGACUAAUGAAUCACAGAGUAAUCUCUCCAUCAGUGGUGAUCUGUUAAUAUUUCCUUCUAAAUUGUUAUUUAAUUGUUUCCGUCUCGGGCCAUUUAUAUCACCUUCUCGGAGAAAAUUGUAGAUAACAAGAUGCACGUAAUCUCAUUGUUUUUGUUCCUUUAUCAUUUCUACGAUGACGACAACGCAGAUUAAACAACUCAAGAAACGAAGAAAAGACACUUGAAUAAGAAACUUUUUAUUAUUCUUAUCUAGACCUAAAGUGUUGUACUAAUGUUGCUUUGUAUAUUAAGUGAAUUUAAUAUAUUUGAUUAAUGUACUCUUACCAUGAGCAAUGUCACCCUUCGGCUAAUGGAAAAUCAAUUGGAAACCGGUGAUUAAGGGAGCAACUAAGAGGAGCGUGUCACGUAUUGCAUGUCAUUGCAAACUCAUGAAUUAAUAUUUGAUAUAGAGGUGCACUUUAUGGGCUUCUAUGGGCAUGAAAGAUGAAAUUUUCUAUCAUAUAACAGUCACAUGUCAACAUAUCAAGCAGAAUAUCUCACUCUUCUCAAUAAAUUAAGUCUCUUCGGCUCUUGUUGUCGUCCAAGAAUUCUCUCGUGGCGACAAUUGCCUUGGAAACAAUGGCAAAAAAGAAUUCUUGAACCUCAUUCCCAUGCUACAAUAAAAGGUUUUCCAUUUUCAAAAGUCACACAGGUCACGAUAAAAUUCAUUUUUCUAUAUUUAAUGAACUCAGGCAGAGUCCAAAGUAAUGACUGUGUUUCCCUCCUUCCCAAGAGGGUGACCAAUAAAAAAUGUAUAUGCACUGGAGUUUUGGGCUGAAAAGCUGUGGAAAAUUGGAGAGUUGAAAGUGUGUGAAUAUUUCCAUAUGCAGGUGACCACAUCGCGUGCCAGCCUGGCUUUGUUUUCCUUUCGAGGAGGGACCCACCCUCUCAAAAACUGCCCCACCGCCACUUUCAUUAAUGUUGAAUGUCUUCAGAGCAACCAGAAUUGUGAACGCAUCGCAAGCGGGAUGGGAAAUAACAGUGGGAAUUGCAUAUCAAUUAAAUUCUCUCGUCAGCCAAUCUGUGAGAAUUUAUUGAGCACACAAUCAUUGACAGACACGUGAUGGCAAUUCAUUGAUUAACUCCUGCGU